CUCAACCAGAGGUGAGCCACUUUGUGCCGUGAGUUGGAGUUGGGGUUAGACAGAGAAGGUGAUAACCGUUGUUUAUUUUUAAGACUUGGAAACGUGGGUCUCCAGUAGGAAUGUAUGAGAUUGGCACUGGAAGUAGACUAUAAUACGGCUCGCCCUGUUUGCAGUUGCGCGCUCUCUUGAAAUCUUCACCGACACCUCACUGAAACCAUCAGUGCCGUGAGCUGUUGAGCUCAACUUUCAUAUCUUCAGUGUUUGGAUUGGGGGGGAAAACAAAGAUAAGCAGCUUAUCCAACAGGUGUUCAAACCAGCAAUGAGGGAGAGGGUGAUCAUAUUCUGCCAUCUGUUCUUCUGUCUGUCCUUAGCUGUGCUUUUGCACUCAAGGUCGAUUUCUGGUGACGCCAGUACAGAUGCCUUCAAGAACAACAUCACACUCUUUACACGGAUCCUGGAUAGACUUCUGGAUGGCUACGAUAAUCGACUGAGACCUGGCCUUGGAGAUCGGGUAACAGAGGUGAAAACAAACAUCUACGUCACCAGCUUUGGCCCUGUGUCAGACACCGACAUGGAGUACACAAUAGAUGUCUUCUUCCGCCAAAGUUGGAAGGACGAGAGGCUCAAAUUCGAUGGGCCCAUGAACAUCUUGCGCCUCAACAACCUCAUGGCCAGCAAGAUCUGGACACCAGACACCUUCUUCCACAAUGGCAAGAAAUCGGUUGCCCACAACAUGACGAUGCCCAACAAGCUACUGAGAAUCCAGGAUGACGGCACCCUGCUCUACACAAUGAGGUUGACAGUGCAUGCAGAAUGCCCGAUGCACCUUGAGGACUUCCCCAUGGACUUCCAUUCCUGCCCUCUCAAAUUUGGCAGCUAUGCCUACACCAUGUCAGAAGUGACCUAUGAGUGGACUCCCAACACUACAGUCGUGGUGGAGGAAGAGAGUUCCCGACUCAACCAGUACGAUCUGCUUGGCCAGACAGUCGGACAGGAGACCAUCAAAUCCAGCACAGGCGAGUACACGGUCAUGAUGGCCCAUUUCCAUCUGAAGAGGAAGAUCGGCUACUUUGUGAUCCAAACGUACCUGCCCUGCAUCAUGACCGUCAUCCUCUCCCAGGUCUCCUUCUGGCUCAACCGGGAGUCGGUGCCCGCCAGGACUGUAUUCGGCGUGACGACCGUGCUGACCAUGACCACCCUGAGCAUCAGCGCUCGCAACUCGCUGCCCAAGGUGGCCUACGCCACCGCCAUGGACUGGUUCAUCGCCGUGUGCUACGCCUUCGUCUUCUCCGCCCUCAUCGAGUUUGCCACCGUCAACUACUUCACCAAGCGCGGCUGGGCCUGGGAUGGGAAGAGCAUUGUCAAUGAAAAGAAAAAAGAGAAGGCCUCAGUGGUGAAGAAGAACAACGCGUACGCCGUCGCUGUGGCCAACUACGCCCCAAACAUCACCAAGGACUCUGUGCUGCCCACCAUCGCCAAGGGCGGCGCCGGCGACCCCAACAAGCCCAAAGGGGAGGGCAAGCAGGAGUGCAAGAAGUCCUUCAACAGCGUGAGCAAGAUCGACCGCAUGUCCCGCAUCCUCUUCCCCAUGCUCUUCGGGAGCUUCAACCUGGUCUACUGGGCCACGUACCUCAACAGGGAGCCCGUCAUCAAGGACAUGGUGCCCUCGACCUAAAGGCACGCCCUGCCUCCCAACCCCGUGGUGUGGUCUGAGCUGAUCAAAGAGUGAGACCAGAGACAUACCAAAUACCCCCUAGAGACUGCUGAUUCUCCUGUGCACGCGUCCGGUCCAGACGCAGUGAGGCAGACAAGUUGUGGAUAGUUUCCAGGUCUUCUCUUUCCUUUCUUUUUUCUACAUCUUUUUCUGCAGUGCUUUUGGACUGACAUUUGCCUUUGUAAAUAACGUGUGUAUUUAUAAUAAUCUAAGGUUAGGAUUGGGGAAGGGUGGGACAGUCACUAGUACUUGUGUCAGUAUGUUUAUAAUUUUUAGUUUGUGAUAUUUUGGCAGUGUUUAAAGAGCAGUAUCUCAGAACUAGUUAUUUUUUUGGGAGAGCUUAGACAUAGUACAAUAUCGCUGUACUGUAUUUAUUCACAGUUCUUUCUGUUUUCUCUGAAACGUUGCCUUUCUAUUGGUUCUGUGAUGGUGCUUGUUGUGGGAUGGCAUUACACAUGUAUGAUCAUAACUAUAGUCAUUUACAGGCAGAAACUCAGAUGACCGGUUUGAUGACCAGGAUUCUUAAACUGUAAUCACCGUUGUUUAGGCAUACAUAGUCAUUGAAGUUAAUUUUGAACUUUCAAACAAUAUGGUUUUAUUCAAAUACAAAAGCAUGUGGUUUAUUGAGCUUUUUACGGACGUAAAAGCCUCAUCACCUUCACAGAGGACAAAGCUAUGUCUUUUUUCUUUUUUGGUUUGACACAAGUGCAGGUUUAGCUUCAAGUGUUUUUGUUUGUUUCUGAUUUCAACCUUCUCUCUGUUUACUCUUCUUAAUUUUCUAACUGACUAUUCUUUUUAUGGUUUCAAAGUAAGUGACUGCAACAAAGUUGAUCACAACAGCUGUGGUUUUGUGAACUGAUCAUUUGAUAAAAUGAUGUUGCAUCUCAAGAUGUUUGGCUUGCAUGCACCGAAUUAUUUCUACGACUACAAAUGUGGUUAACAUUGGACUUGCAACAUGGCAACUAGUAGAAGGCUGUGGGUGCUUACCUCUCAUUCUAAUCACUUUGGUGAAGUGAUCGGAUUUUCUAACAGUGUUGAAUGGACCAAAACACCUGCAAGUGCUUCAAGUCCUACUGCAUGUUUGAUAGUGAAAAUUGCAUUUAUAUUUUGGGUUUAUUAACUUUUUGACAACAAUGACAGGCAGAUUUUUUCUAUAUUCCAUAUAGGUUGUCAUUAAUAGCACUUGUCUGUCCUUGCACUUCUUGUUAUCAUAGAUUAGAACUCAACAAACAACCGCCACUAACUGUAAAUAUCCAUGUACUCACUGAAUUCUUAGUAGCAACUCUCACACCCCAGUACUUAAUUUUUGUCUGACAUCAGUGUUCUGAAUUAGUUCAGUAACUAAUAUAACACAUAUGCACGUACAUUUUUUAAAUUAUAGACAACCCUUCAGCAGUCAUGUCUAUAUUAGUGUAGAAUUAAUUGAUUUCAGAAAUGAGAGCCAACAACCAUUUGCAUAGCUUUCUUACCUGCAUCAUUGGCUGUGCAGAUACUGUUUAAGCAAUAACAUACAGAUGGAAUGGCAACGUAGUUCAUACCGAGAGCUGCUGUAAGCAUAGGAAUGUAAUAGAACUUUUAUUUUGAAAUUGACUGC
This is a messenger RNA of Alosa sapidissima (American shad), 3299 nucleotides long. RefSeq names its product gamma-aminobutyric acid receptor subunit alpha-2. The record is from RefSeq and is a predicted model, not a curated record. The coding region runs from base 311 to 1666 and encodes 451 amino acids. Gene Ontology annotation, biological process: synaptic transmission, GABAergic; regulation of postsynaptic membrane potential; nervous system process. The transcript has 10 exons. Gene Ontology annotation, molecular function: GABA-gated chloride ion channel activity; transmitter-gated monoatomic ion channel activity involved in regulation of postsynaptic membrane potential; inhibitory extracellular ligand-gated monoatomic ion channel activity. Gene Ontology annotation, cellular component: synapse; GABA-A receptor complex; neuron projection. Lineage: Eukaryota; Metazoa; Chordata; Actinopteri; Clupeiformes; Clupeidae.